This is a messenger RNA of Gopherus flavomarginatus (Mexican gopher tortoise), 2117 nucleotides long. It is a transcript of the gene TSLIG3C, whose product is annotated as family with sequence similarity 98 member C. The coding region runs from base 91 to 1080 and encodes 329 amino acids. The record is from RefSeq and is a predicted model, not a curated record. Lineage: Eukaryota; Metazoa; Chordata; Testudines; Testudinidae. The transcript is spliced from 8 exons. Gene Ontology annotation, cellular component: tRNA-splicing ligase complex.
GGGAUUCAGAGGGGCGGGGCCCGUGAGUGGCUGAUCUGGGCCCUGCUGGAGAGUUUGAACUUGGGGCUGGAGCCAGGCGGGGCCCGGGCCAUGGAGCGCCGGGCGGCUGGGUCCCUGGGGCCACUCUCUGAGGAGAACUUCCUGCGCCUGGCCGAGGGCGGGGUGCAGAGCCCCGAGUUCACCGCGCUCUGCGCCCAGCUGGUGGUGGAGCUCCGAGCCCUCUGCCCCUUGGAGGAGGACGUCAGUCCCACCAGCGGCCCUGAAGAUGCUGAGACCUUCCAGAUUGAGCUGAGCGGGCUGCUGCAGGAGCUGCACUGCCCCUACACUGCGCUCACCACAGGGGACGUGACUGCCCGGCUGGGCAGCACCCACAGCUGCCUCCAGCUGCUGUACUUCCUGAGCUCGGAGCUGCAAGCCGCCCGGCUCCUGAGCUGGAAACGCCCCCCUUCGCCGCGGCAGGGAGCGGGGGCCGACGCUGCCCGGCGGGAGCUGCGGCUCAUCAACCAGGCGCUGGGCCGGCCGGAGCCGGCCCCGACCUGCCCCAUCCCCCAGCUCCUGGAGGACAUAAAAUCCAAGGUAGCGGAGGCCCUGUCUGCGCUGCCUGCCGGCCCCGAGGAGAUGGCGCCGCUGCUGAGGGUGCCGCUGACGGCUCAACAGUGGGAAGCGCUGGAGGGGAUCCGGCAAGCCCUGUGUGCCGAGUAUGAAUGCCGGAAGCGCAUGAUGAUCACGCGCUUCAACGUCACCCUGCAGUCCUUCCACUGGUCCGAGAGGGCCAAGGCCCAGGGUGCCGCCCUGCUGGCCGCCGUCUCCCCGCUGCGGCAGGCUGAGUCGGUCGCCUCCGGCGUCACCCUGGCCCGGCUGCUGGCCGCCCGCGAGGACGCCUCACGCAUCGUCAGCACCAGCAGCGGGUGCUGCCGCCAUCGGACCAGCUGCGCCAUCAACAAGGUGCUGAUGGGCGGCGUCCCGGACCGAGGGGGCCGCCCCAAGGAGAUCGAGCCCCCCAUGCCCACCUGGGAGAAGAGGCGAGAAGGUGGGGGAGGCCAGCAGCGCUGGGGCCGACGGGGCAAGAAGAAGAAAUGAAGCCUGCUCCGUCUCUGCCGGGAGCUCCCCCCACACACUGCAGGGGGGUGGGCAGAGCAUCUGGGGGGCAAAGACCCAAGGACUCAGAGCCCAACUAGGCAGAGUGGGCGGUGGAGGGGAGUUGGGGCUCAGAGGGGCUGCACCCCCCUACAGCCAGGGGGUGAUAGAGCAGCUACUGAUCAGAUUCCAGGACGCCUGGGUUCUGGUCCCAGCUCUGGGAGGGGAGUGGGGUUUAGAGUUGGGGGGGGGGGGGGGGGGCUGGGAGCCAGGACUCCUGGGUUCUCUCUCCAGCUCUGGGAGGGGAGUGGGGUCUGGUGGCUAGAGCAAGGGGGGCUGGGAGCCAGGACUCCUGGGUUCUCUCUCCAGCUCUGGGAGGGGAGUGGGGUCUGGUGGCUAGAGCGAGGGGGGCUGGGAGCCAGGACUCCUGGGUUCUCUCCCAGCUCUGGGAGGGGAGUGGGGUCUGGUGGCUAGAGCGAGGGGGGCUGGGAGCCAGGACUCCUGGGUUCUCUCCCAGCUCUGGGAGGGGAGUGGGGUCUGGUGGCUAGAGCGAGGGGGGCUGGGAGCCAGGACUCCUGGGUUCUCUCCCAGCUCUGGGAGGGGAGUGGGGUCUGGUGGCUAGAGCGAGGGGGGCUGGGAGCCAGGACUCCUGGGUUCUGGGAAGGGAAGUGCAUGGAGUGUACCAUGUUGCACUUAACACAUUCCCCAGCAGGGGGUGCUGCAGCUUUUGCUUUGGCAAUCAGAAUUUGGAGCGGACUGUUGUAGAAGAGGCUGCUGGGAGGGGGCGGGUGGGGGCUCGGUGGCUGUGCACUGCUUGUUGAUUGAUUGUCAUUUGUAAACUGAGGCACGAGGCGGUUGCCUUGCUGGUGUGGAGGGUCGGGUCCUGCCCUGGGGACCUUGCCGGGCUGCGUUCAGGGGCUCUGCAGGGGGCUGGCAGGUUGAUCUCUGCUGUUGUAAAUGUCAGGCUCUGGGCUCCAUCCAGGGGUCGGUUUGUACCAUGAUCCAAGGGCCCUUCCGAGGGGAUUAAAGUGUCGAAGCAA